UGAACGCACUUCAUAAUAAAGAGCAAAGCGCAUGUGCCUUCACAUAAAAGUGUAUACCCAGCGACUUUUUUUAUUUUGCACACUCUCUGCAUCAAAGUCCCAAAUUUUUAGGGCGCGAGAUCUAGAGUGUAGAGGCUCUAGAAUCGAAUUAUAACUUUAUCUAACUAUAUACUAAACUCGACCUAAUUUCAACUGAAAGUUUUGAAGCUUUAAAACCACAGUCAAUUAAAAAAUUUUUAUAUUAUUAACUCCUCCAGCAUAUAUAUAUUUUGUUCACUGUAUAUAUGACCCACGGAAAAAGAGUGUAUGAUAGACAGUAUUUUAAGUAAAUGGUAGGGAACAUACUGAAGUUAGCCAAGUUGCGCGAAUUGGGUAUGAUCUAUCAUGAAACCAAAAAUGGCAAUCGAGAGUAAUCGAUGUGUGAAACUAUAUCGAUUGAGAUAAAACUCCCGCCAAAAUUACUAACAGCACCUGCUAUUGAAACCUCCAGUUGUUUUUGGGUUCUUUCUUUUAUAUAUAAGAAUCUGUACAUACAACGUUUAAAAAUUUAUACUUGUUAUACUUUAUGACAUUUUGAUAUUGAAAAAUAUGAGUGAAUCACAAUCACCUUCAGUAAGUAGAAGUAAACGUCAAAAAGUUGAUAAAACAGGAAGAUUAUCAGCUUUAGAAAAAUUAAAACAACUAAAAGGCAGUAAACAUAAAUAUGAAAUUGAUGAAUUAGAAAAUGUUUACGAAGAAGUUGAUGAAAAAGAAUAUAGUAAAACUGUAAUAGAGAGACAAAGUGAUGAUUGGAUUGUUGAUGAUGGAAACAGUGGUUACGUGGAAGAUGGUAGAGAAAUUUUUGAUGAUGAUUUGGAUGAUGAAAGUAUACAAGAAGCAAGAAAGAAUAAACUUGCAGGACCAAAAAAAAGCAAGAAAGAUGAGAAAAAGAAGAAAGGAAAUAUUCAAAAUAUGAUCAUGAAUAUGCCUUCUAAAAAGAAGGUUGACAUUGCAUUAGAUCAUGACAAUAUCUUAGGAGAUUUAAUGUCAGAAUUAAAAAAGAAUGAUACCCCAAAAAGAUCAGAAACAAGAACUGUCAAAAAUAAAUUUUGUGUUAGCACUCAAUCAAAUGAUAUAAAGACUUGCCCUAAACAAAAUCUGCAGCCAGUAUCUGAAUGCACUAAAAUACAAUCUAAUAAUGAUAGCGAUGAUGACUUAAUGAUGUUUGAUAAACCCACACAGAAGAAAACAAAUGCACAUAAACAAACAGAGUCAACUGGUCAACUACAGAGUGUUAUAUCAAACCAAUCUAGUAGUCAAACAAUUAUAGAUGACGAUGAAAGUAUUGAUAAUUCAAGCAAUACAGUAUCAGACAUAAAAUCAAAAGAGAACAUUAAAGAUCCAAGUGCCAGUCAAAUAAUUGAAACUGAAAGUGAAGAUCUUAGUCAAUUUAUGGGUGAUUUUUCUAAUACAGAUUUUGAAGAUAAACACACUAAUCAUACUGAAAAAUCAGUGCCACCCAUCAUUCAACAAAAAGAAAAAUGUAAAUUACCUGCUCAAAUAAAAAACAAAGAUAUUGAAGCAGAAAUGUCUGACUCAGAAAGCUUUAAUAAGAUCUUAGAUAGUGACUUUGAAAUGCAAAUCUCAAAUAUUGAAGUAUCUGCAGAAGUAUCUGAUACUACAGAAUUGCCUUUACCACUUGUAACUAAUUCAGAUAAAGAAGAAGUAUUUAGAUUUUAUUAUUGGGAUGCAUGUGAAGAUCCAUUCAAACAACCUGGAAUUGUGUACUUAUUUGGAAAAGUUUUUGUACCAUCCAUAAAAGAGUAUCGUUCUUGUUGUGUUACAGUAAAAAACGUUCCACGAAGAAUUUAUCUUCUCCCUAGAUUAUAUAUAAAAACUUCUUCAGAAGAAAAUGGCCAAGAACCACAAUUAAAUACAAUAGAAGAUGUAUAUAAAGAAUUCAAUCAGUUUGCAAAUAAAGUAGGAAUAAAAGAAUUUCGUUGUAGCAAAGUGACGAAAUAUUACGCUUUCGAGCAAGAAGGCACUCCAGCAAAGUCUGAGUACUUGGAAGUAAGGUAUUCUGCAAAUUGUCCAGCUAUGCCUUUUGAUUAUUCUGGACCAUCUAUAGAACGCGUUUUUGGGACUACUGUAAAUGCUUUAGAAUUACUUUUGAUAGAAAGAAACAUUAAAGGUCCAUGUUGGUUAGAUAUUAAAUGCCCGUUACCGACCGGUGUACAAACCAGUUGGUGUAAAAUAAAGGUAAAUUGUAUGAAGAUAGAAAACAUAUCUGUUUUCUCUGAAAGUCAAGCAUUACCACCAUUAGUAGUGAUGACUUUGAACAUACAAACAGCUUUAAAUUCUAAGCAGCAAAAUGAAGUAGUUGUCGUUGCUAUACUUAUACAUCAUAAAUAUCACAUUGAUAAAGAACCACCGAAGCCACCGUUUCAACAACAUAUUUGCUUAAUCACACAUCCACGCGAGGUUCCUUGGCCAAGACAAGCUCGAGAAAUGCUAUCAAAUAUUUCAUAUACCAAAGUAAUGAAAUUUGAAACAGAAACAGAUUUACUUGAAGAAUUAUUAAAAAUAAUCAACACAGCAGAUCCAGAUUGUUUAAUCGGAUAUGAUUGUGGUUUUCAAUUUGACGUAUUAAUGCAUAAAAUGACAACAUUAAAAGUUUCAAAUUGGAGUAGACUUGGAAGAUUAAGACGUUCAACGCCUCCUCUUAUGAAGGGAAGAAUAAUCUUAAAUCAAGUGUUUGCUGGACGUCCUACUUGUGAUAUACAAGUAUCAGCUAAAGAAUUGAACCUCAAACUUAGAAGUUAUGAUUUGCAAUCUCUCUGUGUGUCUGUAUUAAAAAAAAAAGAAAAUGAAUGUAAGGAAAUAAAGCCAAGUGAAUGCAUAUCAUUUUAUAAUACAACCGAUAAAAUAGACAAUUUAAUCAAGAUAACAUUAACAGAAGCAUUAUAUAUUCUAUCCAUUGUUUUUGAACUUAAUGUUCUUCCACUUGCUUUGCAAAUUACGUGCAUUGCUGGAAAUGUUAUAUCAAGAACGUUAACAGCAGGACGUGCAGAAAGAAAUGAAUAUUUAUUAUUGCAUGCUUUUCAUUCAAAACAAUAUAUAACACCUGAUAAACGAAACAUGAAAAAGGGGAAAAAUGAUGAAGAACAGUCUGGUAGAAAGAAGGCAGCUUAUACUGGAGGCUUAGUUCUUGAACCGAAAAAAGGAUUUUAUGACAAACUUAUUUUAUUAAUGGAUUUCAACUCUUUGUAUCCUAGUAUAAUUCAAGAAUAUAAUCUAUGUUUUACUACUGUACCUGGCGCUGCAUACGCUGAUAGUGAGGAUUUAUCUUUACCUGAGUCACAUUUAAAACCAGGAGUAAUUCCAACUGAAAUUCGCAAAUUAGUUGAAAGCAGAGGGGAAGUGAAGAAAUUAAUGAAGACACCAAACAUUUCACCUGAAUUAAAAAUGCAAUACAAUAUUAGACAACUAGCUUUAAAACUUACAGCUAAUUCUAUGUAUGGUUGCUUGGGUGCAUCUCAUUGCAGAUUUUAUGCCAAAGGACUUGCUGCUCUAGUAACAGCAAAGGGUCGAGAAAUUUUACAACAUACAAAAAGUCUUGUUGAAAAAUUAAAUUAUGAAGUCAUAUAUGGAGAUACUGACUCCAUAAUGAUAUGUACAAAUGUAUUAGAUUAUGAUGAAGUUUUUUCUGUUGGAAAAAAGAUCAAACAAGAGGUCAACAAGUUAUAUAAACGAGUAGAGUUGGACAUUGAUGGUGUUUUUCGUUACUUAUUACUUCUACAAAAGAAAAAAUACGCUGCAGUUACAAUGACAAAAUUACCUAAUGGACAAAUAGAAUUAACACAAGAACUGAAGGGUUUAGAUAUUGUACGAAGAGAUUGGUGUCAAUUAGCUUGUGAUGUUGGAAAAAAAAUAUUGGAUCAACUUCUUUCUGAUGGAUCAGAUGAAGAUCGAAUAGAGCAAAUUUUUAGUUUGUUACAAGACGUUGCAGCAAGCGUUCGAGAAAAUCAAGUUUCAUUAUCAUCGCUGGUUAUAACAAAACAAUUAUCAAAAAAUCCAAACGACUAUCCAGACGCUAAACAAGCUCAUGUACAAGUCGCUUUAAGAUUAAACAAAGAAGGGGGUAGAAUGUGGAAAGCCGGGGACACUGUUCCUUAUAUUAUAUGCGAUGAUGGAACAGAAAAGUCUGCAACUGAAAGAGCAUAUCAUAUUGAUGAAUAUAAAAAGAGUGACUCUUUAAAAAUAGAUGUCAAUUAUUAUUUACUGAGUCAAGUUUUUCCUAUUUGUUUGCGAAUUUGCGAACCAAUUCAAGGAAUCGAUGAUGUUUUAUUAGCUGCACAUUUAGGUCUGGAAAAUGUUUAUAAAUCUAAAAGAAGAAUACACGACGACGAAAAUGAGAUACCAUUAUUACUAAAUGAAGAAAGAUUUAGAUACUGUCUUCCUUUGAAAUUCAAUUGUAGAGAUGAAAACUGUCAAUCAGAGAUUAUAAUUAAAGAGGUUGUGACUGAAACGCCUACUGGUAAUCAAUUAUCACUUGCUUCAUGUUCGAAUCCAAGUUGUACACUGCAACCUUGGACAUAUCAUAAUGUUAUACAAAAUGCAAUGACACUUGCUGUACGAGAAGCGAUUACUGAAUAUUAUGAUGGCUGGUUAGAAUGCGAAAGUCCAAUAUGUGGUGAACAAACACAAAUACUUCCAUUAGGUUAUAAAAAACAUCCAACUUGCAGAGAAUGUAAAGAUGGUCGUUUGCAUAAAAUGUUUUCAGAUACAAGACUUUAUAACCAAUUGUGCUUUUAUCUUCAUCUUGUUGAUGUGAGUCAGUCAAAAUACAAAAAUUUAUUAUCUCAGCACCCACAGGGUAUGAGGGAAGCAUAUGAUUCAUUGAAAGAAGCAAUGGAAAAGAUGCUCAGGCGAAAUGCAUUUUCUGUUGUAUGUUUGGAUACAUUAUUUUCAAGUCCUAGUUUGCAACAAAAUGCAUCAAUUUUAGAUAAAGGUACAUCUGAAUUAGACAUAUCAGAUGGAUCAGAUGUGUCAGAUGACGAAAUGUGAAAAUACUUUAAGUGUUAUAUAAUUCAAACUCUAUUUAUUAUCAAAAUAAAGAUACGUUAUUUUAGAUAUUUUAUAUUGUUAUAUUUAAACAUAAAUACCUU
Megachile rotundata (alfalfa leafcutting bee) is the source of this 5147-nucleotide messenger RNA. It is a transcript of the gene DNApol-alpha180, whose product is annotated as DNA polymerase alpha catalytic subunit. Gene Ontology annotation, molecular function: nucleotide binding; DNA-directed DNA polymerase activity; chromatin binding. Lineage: Eukaryota; Metazoa; Arthropoda; Insecta; Hymenoptera; Megachilidae. Gene Ontology annotation, cellular component: alpha DNA polymerase:primase complex. The record is from RefSeq and is a predicted model, not a curated record. Gene Ontology annotation, biological process: mitotic DNA replication initiation; lagging strand elongation; DNA replication.